Molecule: messenger RNA, 663 nt
Organism: Aureobasidium musti
Lineage: Eukaryota; Fungi; Ascomycota; Dothideomycetes; Dothideales; Saccotheciaceae
Source: the annotation of a GenBank genome assembly
AUGUCGACAAAAACUGCUCAGGAACUGUUGCUACGCCACCCUCAGCAGAGGCUUAACUCUCCUUCGCGAGGCACCAGUGCUGCUCUCCACGCACAUCCGAAUCCCGUCAAUGAUUCCUAUGGCCGACACUUCCAACACUUGACCAUUCUUGGCCUCAGUCUGGCUACCUUGACCUUCGUGAUCGGUCUGCUUGCGGAUAUCACUUUGUCUACACGCCUGUUCAAGUUCAAGAACAUACUCUCUGUUACCAGUGCACCCAUGGAAGUCUUGAUUAGUAUCUUGUACUGGGGUCUCAAAGGCAGUCUCGUUCUUCCAGACUGGGCACCCAGAAUCCCAUUUGGAGCAGAUUUUUCUUUCCAUGCUGCACCUUCGAUAGCACUCAUCCUGGAUCUGCUCUUCUUCUCUCCUCCUUACACCGUUUCCGUUCUACCGGCUUUGGGCAUUAGCAGUGGCAUUGCCGUUUCGUACUGGUUCUGGAUCGAGGAGUGCUACAAGCACAAUGGAUGGUAUCCUUACCCUAUCUUCGAUGUGUUGGGAACUACUGGCAGAAUCGGUCUCUUUGCGGGCAGUGCUGUCGUCAUGACUUGCAGCACUCUCUCUUUGAAGUGGAUGUACAACCGAGUUAACGUUCAUGCUCAGGACGUCAAGGACAAACCCAUGUAA